AUGACUAGCCCUCUCACUCUCUGCUGCCUUCUCCUCUCCACUUACACUGUCAGUAUAACAACUGGUUAUUUAACCGUUUCCAUUGAGCCUCUUCCUCAUGUUGUCAUUGGAGACACAGUAACAGUGAAGUGCAACUUCCAAACAGACGGCAACCUCCGAGAGAUUGUAUGGUUUCGGGUGAUAGAAGGAGGCAGCGCCAAGCAGAAGAUUUUCACAUAUGAUGCCAUGUACAAUACCAGUUAUUCCCACAUGGAGGACAACCGCAGACAAGAGGACCUUGUCUAUCAGUCAACUGUUCGGCUUCCUGAGGUCCAGAUGGAGGAUGACGGUCUGUAUGAGUGUCAUGUGGGGAUCUAUGACAAGAACUCCAGAGAAAAAGUGAUUCUUGCCUCUGGAAGCAUCGUUCUCACUGUCAUAGUACCUCCCAAGUCUAUCUCUGUGGUGGCAGCCAACAGCCCAGCUCCUUUCAGUCGCUACGAGGCCCAGAACUUCACUCUGGUUUGCAUUGUUAAGGGGGCAAAGCCAGCUCCCAUGGUUUACUUCAAGCGGGAUGGUGAGCUAAUUGAUGUGGUGCCAACUGCCCAGUCUUCCUCCUCAGGGGGGGACCAAAGCAAGGACCCAAGACAGGAAAAGUUCCAAGGCAGGAGCCCGGCAGGGCUCUGGAGCUCCCAGGUUCUCACAAGUCGAGACAUUGAUGACACCAAAGUCCAAAAAUCCUUGUCCCUGCUGGAAGAAGAGGGGAAACUGGCUCGGCUGGGCCAGGAUGGCCCCAAUGGCCCCAAGCAGGGGCAAGAGCAAGAGUCAAUGUCAGUACCCAAGUCAACCACCGAGGUGAUCCCCGAAACAGUAGUGAGCCGAGAAUUUCCCCGCUGGGUUCAGAGCAGCGACCCACUCUACUACUUCCAGCACUGGCAGCAGGUGGCAGGUGAUGGCACUAUGGAGGUCAGAGCCAUGCUGACCUGGAGCCUUAACCCUCAGCUGGACAACGAGGCUCUGUUCAGCUGUGAGGUCAACCACCCAGCUCUGUCUAUGCCCAUGCAGGCUGAGGUCACGCUGGCUGCUCCCAGAGGACCCAAGCUGACCAUGAGCCCCAGUAAGGCCAAGGUUGGAGACACAGUGCGGAUCACUGUCCAGGGUUUCCAGUUGGGACCUUCAGCAAGUGAGGUCUUCCCUGAGCCCAUGUUCACCUGGACCAAGGUCGGUGGCCAUCUGCUAGAUGGCAGCGAGGAGCACGAGGGAAGGGAACUCGUCCUGGAUAGAGUUCCUGCUGAGCUCAACGGUUCCAUGUUCCGCUGCACAGCCCAGAAUCCUCUGGGAUCCACAGACACCCACACCCGCCUCAUUGUGUUUGACAACCCAAGACUAAGGAAAGGAAGAGAACAUUUUAUUGCCAUUGAUGCAGCAGUCAGCCAGCGCUCCCUCACACUGACCUCCUUGUUGCUGCUCCUGAGCUUUACAUGUGAGCUGACGUGAUCUGAGCCUCUGCUGCUCAUCCACACGCCACCACCCACGUUUUCCUGUGGCACCUGCUCUUCAAUGAUUCCCUGGCAGUAGCAAAAUGUCCAUUCAGCUGGUAGCAGCAACACUCAGCGCUACUGGAACAUGAAAGGUGCAGCUGGUCUUAACCCUUAAAGAGAGGACAAAUUCUGAUCCAGUGUGGGAGCAAAGGUCCAGAUGCUGCACAAAAUACUGCUCUACUAUGAGCAAAUUAGCUGAUUGGUUACUUGACUCUGACUGACUAUGACAAAGUAGCAGGCUCUAAAUGCAUCAUACUGGGAUAAAUCUUGGAUGAAUGUCUGCAGGCUUCACACGAGAUUCUAGAGAAUAAUGGCACUGGAGAAUCGUAGUCCUGGUAGGCUAUAGGCUGGCCAAUCAGCAUAACCAGUUCUCAUACUGACAAAGACUUGAUUAGACACUUUUUCAUAACCAGUGCUCCCGUUAUGAGACAUUGCAAAAAGUACAUUUAUAAGAAUAAACGCAAAGAGGUGAAUUUCUGACGGGCAGUCAAACCCAUGUAAAAGUGAAUGAUGGGCCCAUAGCCAUCCAUAACUGAUACUCUGGCAAAAAUGUUGCAUAACCAUAAAGUAUCAUUUGGUAAAUGUCAUUAUUCUCUUGGAUCGGUUAUUUGUGUUUUCAGAAAAUAAGAAAUUUAAAGUACAUUAGUUUUAUUUCAUUGUCCAAAACAGCUGUUCACACCUACAUGUGAUGGAGUUGGUUUGUUUGGAUCCUGUCUCUGCUCCCGUCUUUGCUUGAAUCUCUGGAGACCAAAUUAAAAACUUUGACUAAAAUAAGAAAAAAAAAUGCUUUUCCUCGUUAAUUUCUUCAUGGGAUAAAUCAUAGUAAUGUCUACAGAUACUCAAGCAGGAUCACUCCAACCCUUUGUUACUGCUGGACUCUGAGCUUUGUGCUGAUUACGACAAGUGUGUCCUUCUUUAAAUAAUAGAGCUCUC
This is a messenger RNA of Acanthopagrus latus (yellowfin seabream), 2450 nucleotides long. RefSeq names its product immunoglobulin superfamily member 21-like. The coding region runs from base 1 to 1473 and encodes 490 amino acids. The transcript is spliced from 10 exons. NCBI's taxonomy places the organism in Eukaryota, Metazoa, Chordata, Actinopteri, Spariformes, Sparidae. Gene Ontology annotation, cellular component: adherens junction. The record is from RefSeq and is a predicted model, not a curated record. Gene Ontology annotation, biological process: homophilic cell-cell adhesion; heterophilic cell-cell adhesion.